UGUCACCACUCUUACACUCUUGCUCUUUAUUACAAUGGUACCUGAAAAGACUCACCCGAGUCUACAGUAUGCAGGGGGGGUCUCAUCUCAUCCAUUACAAAAAACAAUGUAUAAGUUAAUGUGGAAAGAUCACCUGCUCUUGUAUCAAGUACCGAAGAUGAAAAAAAGAGAAAAAAGAGAUAUUUUCCUGAUUCAUUCAUGCAGUUCCCUGUUGAUUAGACACAUAUCUUAUAUUCCACACAGAUGUGAUUAUAUUUCAAAGGUCUGAAUGCUUAAAGCAGAUACAUCUGUUAUUUUUGCUCUUGCCUAAGCUCAGUCAAACCAAAACAUAUUCCAUGUAGAAAAACUGGAAUCAGUCUAAAAACAACCCCGCGUGUUGGUUCAUUGACCCCAGUCUCCUCAACGCUACAGCAGCAGCUGUCUUGGAUUCUAGCUCCUUUUAACAGAUCAUCCCAGUAACGACAUCGCCUAAAGCAACGUGGCACAUCUCCAUAGAAAAAAAGUCCAGUGUGGUCAUUUGGGACAGGCAGCGGGUCCACCUGCCAGUCGUCUGCCACCUCUGGAUGUGUAUUGGCCCCUGUGGUCGGCGAGGGGCACGGGAGGAGGCCCCGCCCCUCCCCCAGAUGUGCGCCCCUCUCCUCCCUCUCGCCUCAGCAGAGUGCGGAGCCGCGGGGAGGCAACAGGAGGGUCCAGCACGCGGAGACACAUUCCAACUACCCAGCAGCGAGGAGCGGACUGCUUCUUCUGUUCUUUUUUUCUCUUCUUUUUUUUUUUGUUGGGCUGCACCAGCCAGAUCCUGCUCUGUCGGUACAGCCCACGAGACCUGCGCCCGGCUCGGCUCGGUCGAGUGGUUCACCUGGGCGGCCAGGUCGGACGCGCAGCGGAUGGAGAGACGCAGCGCAGAGAGCGGUGCCAGUCCGGAGCGCGGCUGAGCGCAGGGAGCGGUCUGCCCUCAGACAGGACCUGCCCUCAGCCCCUGGGGGGUGGAAGAAGAGGACAAACCCUCUUUAGGGCUUUUUUUCUGUUUUCUGUUUAUACAUUUUUGGGGUUGUUGGCGACGGAAUGGAGAUGUAACCGGUUUUUUACCACAUGCACUUGGAAGUGGCGUGAGGCUGGAUCCAGAUUGAGAAGAGCAAACUGCAGAGGCGUGUAGUUAAUUGAAAUCGACCCGGUGGUCUCUCUCUUUUUUUUUAAUGUGACGCAGCAGCAGAGGUUCUUUCUCCUCCUCCUCCUCCUCCUCAUCUCUCACCUCCAACAUGACUUCACUGUCUGGGACCAAGGAGAGGUCUGUGAGCAGCCGGAGCAGAAAAUAUGGGAUGCCUGACACUUCACCGACCAAAGCUGCCACUUUUUCCCCUGACACGUGGUACCGAAAGGCCUAUGAGGAAAACACUAGAUCCGGCACACGGCCCACCCCGGAGGGUGCCGGCUCCAUGCCAAGCUCCACAGGCACCCCCUCCCCUGGCUCAGGAAUCUCCUCACCGGGGUCCUUCUCUGGAUCACCGGGCACCAUCUCUCCGGGGAUCGGGACGGGAUCGCCUGGUUCUCUCGGUGGCUCCCCAGGUUUUGGUACCGGAUCGCCGGCCUCAGGCAGUGGAAGUUCCCCUGGCAGUGAGAGAGGGAUAUGGUGUGAGAACUGUAAUGCCAGGCUGACGGAGCUGAAAAGACAGGCGCUGAAGCUGCUCAUCCCUGGACCUUACUCAAGCAAGGAUCCCUCCUUCUCCCUCCUCCUCCAUGAUAAGCUUCAGGUGCCCAACAGUUCUCGGCUGGCGUGGAAUGAGCGUGACAGCCGCUGCGAUGUUUGUGCCACUCACCUCACUCAGCUUAAACAGGAAGCCGUGCACAUGGUCCUCACCCUGGACCAGUGGGAUUUGUCUCCCACCUCUUCCCCUCCUGCUCUGUUUGGACGAUAUGGAUCUCAAGGACCCCCGGGUCCACUGGGAGCAUCUGGAGUACCAGGAGGUCCUGGGUCAAGGGACUGGCCUCCUCCUUUUCCCCCUUCCUCUUCCUCCUCAGCCGCUGCCUCCACUUCACAUCCUCCUCCCCAAGCAUCCCAUUCGCCUUCCCCAAGCCCAAACCAGACCCCAACGCCCAGCCCGAGCCACGGACCAUCCAACGCCAGCCAUGGGAGUCCCUCAGUGGGGCAAACGUCCAGCUGUGCUCCCAUAAACCCACAACCUCAAGGUCCAGGGCACAGACUGGGGUCCAAGCCCAGCUCCCUGGGUCUUGGAGGUGGGGUGGACAGAAGGAACGGGUCUCCCAGUUCAGGAAAAGCAGCUAGUGCCCAUCAGCAACCAACGACUGGAGUUAACAGCCCCAGCAAUAGUGGUAACAAUGGGAGCGGAGCAGUACUGAGCACAGCAGCUCUGCAGGCCCAUCAGCACAUGAACCGAACUAAUGGAGGGGUUACACUGUAUCCGUACCAGAUCUCCCAGAUGAUCUCUGAGGCCUCCAGAGAAGGACUGACCGAAGCCGCCCUGAACCGCUACAACACACACUCUCCGUCUCACACCAAUUCACCAUCGCACACGAACUCCCCCUCUCACGCUCCAGCCGUAACCACCACAGCACCAACCGCCACCUCUGCCGCUGCCUCUUUCUUUGCCAGAGCUGCACAAAAGUUAAACUUGGCUUCAAAGAAGAAAAAGCAGAAGACGGCUGCAGCCACAGCCCCAGUGACAUCGUCACUGUCCUGUGACCUCCCACUGUUUGCCACCAAUUUCAGCUCCGCCCUGGUGACGGCCCCUCCCCCGGCUCCACCCUGCCUUCUCCGUGCAGCCAAUAAGAUAAAAGAUACCCCUGGGCUUGGCAAGGUGAAAGUGAUGGUGCGCGUUUGCCCAGUGUCUCGGUCAGAUGCAGCCGAGUCCAGCUCCUUCCUGAAGGUGGACCCCAGAAAGAAACAAGUCACCAUCAUGGACCCUUCAGCCAAUCAGACACCAAGCACUGCUUCCCAGAAAAGGGCGGGAGCCAAUCAGGUGCCACCAAAGAUGUUCACAUUUGAUGCCGCGUUUCCUCCUGAUGCGUCACAGGCGGAGGUGUGUGCGGGAACGGUUGCCGAGGUGAUUCAGUCAGUGGUGAAUGGAGCAGAUGGCUGUGUCUUCUGCUUUGGACACUCCAAGCUGGGUAAAUCCCACACAAUGAUUGGCCGGGACAACUCUCUUCAAACUCUGGGUAUAAUCCCCUGUGCCAUCUCCUGGUUGUUUAAACUCAUCAAUGAGAGGAAGGAGAAGACAGGAGCGCGCUUCUCUGUGCGCGUCUCUGCGGUCGAGGUUUGGGGAAAAGAGGAGAACCUCAAGGACCUGCUGUCGGAAGUGGCUACAGGCAGUUUACAGGAUGGACAGUCACCUGGAGUGUAUCUAUGUGAGGACCCCAUCUGCGGCAUGCAGCUCCAGAACCAGUCUGAACUGCGUGCUCCGACCCCAGAGAAGGCAGCCUGGUUCCUGGAUGCCGCCAUAGCAGCUCGCCACAGCAGCCAACACCCCGACACCACCGAAGAAGAACACAGGAACUCGCACAUGCUGUUUACGUUACACAUAUACCAGUAUCGCAUGGAAAAGACAGGAAAAGGGGGGAUGUCAGGAGGUCGCAGCCGCCUCCACCUGCUGGACCUGGGCAGCUGUGAUGUCAAAGUACUCGGAGGAGGAGGUGGGAAGAGCAGGGAGAACACUUCGCCCAGCUCAGCCCCACUGUGCCUUUCUCUAUCCGCCCUCGGCAAUGUGAUUCUUGCCCUGGUCAACGGGAGCAAGCACAUCCCAUACAAGGACAGCAAGCUGACCAUGUUGCUAAGAGAGUCGCUAGGCAACAUGAACUGCCGGACCACCAUGAUUGCUCACAUCUCUGCCUCACCCAGAGAUUUCUCAGAAACCCUCUCCACCAUCCAGAUUGCUUCCCGUGUCCUCCGCAUGAAAAAGAAGAAAACUAAAGUCACCGUGCAGUACACCUCCAGCUCCUCUGGAGGAGAGAGCUCCUGCGAAGAGGGCCGCAUGCGGCGUCCGACCCAUCUGCGUCCUUUCCAUCACCGUGGUGACACCGACUCUGACCUUCCAUUGCUGCGACUGUCCAGCGAUCCAGAUGAGUAUUCGAGCAGCGAACAGUCAUGUGACACUGUGAUCUACGUGGGCCCGAAUGGGGCGGCAGUGUCAGAUAGAGAGCUGACAGACAACGAGGGACCCCCAGAAUUUGUACCAAUUAUUCCUGCUCUGCUUCGAGGAAAAACUUCAGAGCAGCAUCAAGUACAAGGUCAAAGUCAGGCAGCUGGAGCCCAGAACAAGGUGCAGUCUCACCAAGAGGACCAGCCCAGCGGCCCCUCUCAGGCCCCUCAGUCACUACUUGGGCAGCCGUUGGCCCCCGUCCCAGAGGAAGGAGCCGAGUGCCUGAAGUGCAACACCUUUGCCGAGCUGCAGGAGAGACUGGACUGCAUUGAUGGGAGCGAGGAGGUGGCAAAGUUCCCCUUUGAAGAGGUUCCAGCGAGCAAACAAGGUGCUAAACAAGAGCCAUGCGUAUCUUCAUCUGUUCCAAACUCAGCUCCUGCUGCUCCUGCCUCUGCUGCUGUGUUGGAUUCAGAAGACAAAACAGAAACCACUGUUGCCUGUGCUGUAGGAGGUGCCGUGCAGUUCUCCUUCACCUCCGCAGCACCGGUCUCCAGGAGGAGGACCAAUGACCAGCAGCUGCAGGAGAUCAAGGAGGUGGUGGAGGAGGCAGAGCUGGCCCAGACAAUGAUCCACAGCCUGGCUCAGACUUCUGGUUCCUCCAUAGUCACCAGUACCAGGAAUGUAACAGGAAGCAGCAGCAUCACCUCUUACCCACUGCAGAGGGUCAAGGGCUCCCAGCUACAUGACAGCCAUGAGAGUCUGAAUGCGAGCAGUAACGCUGAGGGAAAAGCACGCCCACUAGGAUCACCACGCCUCGGCAUCGCCAGCCUGACCAAAACCUCAGACUACAGGCCUCCGUCCUCCCCAUCCCAGCGGUGUAAAGUGUACACCCAGAAGGGCGUGAUGCCGGCAACGCCGCCUCAGUCCUCUCAUACCCUGGCUCAAGAGGGCCAGGCCACAGAUGCUCUGACGUCUGACAACAGUUUGGCUGCAGACAGCGGCCGUUCCUCCACAGACUCCCUUCUGUCCAGGACUUCUCCUGUGGGCAUGAGCCCACAAGUCCGAGAGCCAACCCCGUCUCUGUCUGCCAGCCUGGGCUCGGCCGAGACGCUCUGUGACGACGACGUACCACCUAUACCCAUGGACACGCACAAGGAUGCCUCACUUGGACCUCUCUCACUUGGGGAGGAUGAGCUGGUGUACACUGUGGUGUCCGGAGUUGAUGACGACCUUGAUAUUGCAGCUCUCAUGGAGGCACAGGGCCUGACCUAUGGUCCGACAAGCAUCAUCAGCUUUAACAGCGAAUGUGGUGCUGUUCACAAACUCACUUCAGGCUCUCAACCCAUCAGUGUCAUCAGUGGUACUGCUGAGGUUGGAGCCUUGGAUGAUUAUCCCUUGCCUGCAGGUCUGGCAGUAACCUCAGGGGUUACAGAGGUUGUUGCCAUGGCAGAGGUGGCAAUGGCCAAGCUGCGGGUCGAAGGUGAAGCCUUGGCCACAGUGAUGUCUAACUGUGGUUCACCCAUGUCCUCCUGGGUGAGUGAUCUGAGUUUGGGCAGUGAAGCUGACCAGUCCCUCCACAGCUUCAGCCAGUCUCAGAGCCAGCUAGGCGAGGCGCUGGCCGAGCCCGAACCCAGCCAGAGUUUUGGAGUGGAGGGGCUGGGUGGCAAUAAAAGCUGUGGUAGCCCACGAAGAGGAAGUCUGGAAGGAGAGAUGGUGCUGCAAGACAACACCAGGACUGAUAAAGGAACUAAAGACCGGCUGAGGAAACUGCCUCCCUCCAUGGCUAAAACAACCAUUCAAAUUCUGACAGGGCCUGGUAGCCUCUCCCCUUUCAAGACCACACUGAGCAUUCACCCAUGUGUGAUUGUCAAACCCAUGGCGAUCCAAGAACAAACCAUGCUCUUCUCACCUACCAAGUCUGGCUUAAUUAAAGAUACAAGCAACUUUAACGCACCACUUUUAGCAUCUAUUUCCAGUGAGAUGAGCUUCGACGACCCCUGGUUAAAGCGCGGCGGGGAGGAGAUUCAGACUGGAGCUGUGAGUGGAGACCACCAGAGCCUCUACAGGGAUGGUGUGGAUCGUGGCAGCUCUAGUUCAGGUGGUGAGGCUGUGUCGUCUCCAGAUUCCUUUAAGAGAGUGGUGGAUGGUUGUGAGAUGGUCAGUGUUGUUGCCCAGGGAGAGAGCCUGAGUCUGUACAGCCCUGAUAUCCACCGUACUGCCAGUCUUCCCCGUGGCUGGCACCGUCUCAACCGACAUGAUGGCUUGGACAAUGGAAUUGAGUACCGCAAUCUUGGCGUCACCACUUCAACCCCCUGCAGUCCACGUUCGACACUUGACCGCCGAGGAUCAACUGGAAAACAGGGCUUUUUCUCCCACAAGAAGGGGGGGAUCCCACCCUUGCCACCGGUACGGAAGUCCAGCCUUGACCAGCGCAGCAGGGCGGCCAGCCCUCUCCACCAACCCAGUCACGGAGUGUCGCCGAUGGGCAGCUCAGCUGAUGAUGUGGGGUUAUCUGGAUGUGGCCCCGCAAGUGUCACCAGACAACAGGGCUCCAGCAUCGACAGCAGUAGACUUUUCAGCGCCAAGUUGGAACAGCUCGCAAACAGAACCAACUCACUGGGUCGGGUACACAACUCCCACAGUGGUUCCCACCACUACGACUGCUUCUCCCUGGAGAGGGGCGAGAGCCUGAGAGGUGCAGGAGGAGGAGUAAGGGGGGACAGCACCAUGCCUCGUACUGGGCGCAGUCUCACCCGUGCUGGAUCAGUAUCCAUCCCUACUGCGAACACAACCAACCCCAGUUUCAGUGGCAGUCCUGGUCCAAGCAGCGCUCCACAGUCGCCAGCCAAAACCAGCGGCCAGUCAAAAAUUUCAGCUGUCAGCAAGUUGCUGAUGACCAGCAGUCCUAAAGUCAGAAGUCUGUCUGCCUCCAGCACCAAGACUCUGAGCUUUUCUACCAAGUCUUUAAGCCAGACCGCUAGCCGCAGCUCCAGCCUUCCUCCUAAUGGAAAACCACAGAGCCCAGUCCAGGGUCCUCUGCCGCAGCAGGGACCUUCCCCUGCAUCCUGGUCUACCCAGUCUCUAAGCCGCAGUCGAGGGGGAAGCCUGGCAGCCAAGCUGCCUCUGCGGGCAGUCAACGGCCGUAUCUCAGAGCUCCUCCAGGGAAGUGCGGGCUCUCGUUCCAGGAGUCACGCCCAGGGAGGAGGCACAGAUCCUGGGGAGGAACGAGGAGUCGGAGGGGCAAGUGGAGGGGGGGCUGCGGCAGGUGGUGGUGCUGGGGGAGGUGUUCCGGGAGAGGAGAGAGCAGCAGUGGUCCAAACGCUGCCCUCUCCCUACAGCAAGAUCACGGCUCCCAGGAAACCACACCGAUGCAGCAGCGGCCAUGCCAGCGACAACAGCAGUGUACUCAGUGGGGAGCUCCCCCCAGCCAUGGGGAAGACGGCCUUGUUUUACCACAGCGGGGGCAGCAGUGGCUACGAGAGCAUGCUGCGAGACAGCAGCGAGAACACAGGAAGCACGUCCUCCGCUCAGGACUCCCUCAGCGAACACAGCGCGGCCACCACCUCCUCCAGACGGAGCUCCAAGAGCAGCAAGAAGAGCAGGAGCAACACAGGCCUCCAGCGUCGUCGCCUGGUACCAGCACUGACCUUGGACUCUUCCUCCUCCUCACCCUCUCAUCGCUCCUCAAAACAGGCCGUCACUUCCUCUUCUUCCUCCUCCUCCAGCCCAGGUGCCUGCUGGGUAGACGGCCCACUGGGGCCCCAGGCUCCCCCGAACCUCCGGGGCGCAACUGCAACGACAGAAACCUUUGAGAUCAAGGUGUAUGAGAUAGACGAUGUCGAGCGGCUGCAGAAGAGGAGAGACAAAGGAGGGGGCAAGGAGGUGGUGUAUGCAAGUGCCAAGCUUCGUCUGUUGGAGCACCGCCAGCAGCGAAUCUGUGAAGUCAGAGCCAAGUACCAGUGUCUGAAGAAAGAACUGGAACAAACCAAACAGUACCUGAUGCUGGAGCCUCACAAGUGGACCACUGAGUUUGAGCUACAGCAGGUCUACGAAGUGGACUCACUGGAGUAUCUGGAAGCCCUGGAGUCAGUAACGGACAAACUGGAGACCAGGGUCAACUUCUGCAAAGCCCAUCUCAUGAUGAUCACCUGCUUCGACGUGUCCUCAAGACAUCGGUAGAUAGAGGGAGAGAAGGACAGCGGGAGGAAGACACACAACUGGACUUUAUAAGAUGUUGAUUAUCAAACACAUUUAGUGUAUAUCUGCUAAAUUAAAAAAAACAAACCAUCUCAUCGGAUGACUGGAUUGAUGGAAGGAGGGAUACAGGGAUGGACUGUCCACUUGAUUUAUCAGCUCAGUCAUCCUUAUGUCCCCAGAUGUAAGUCAGCAGAAGGACGGGUGGAUGGAGAGAUGGAGGAUAAAAGGAAUGGAGAUAUAUCUGACAGGCCCUGCAGACAGAUGACCUUGUCGAUUUUCACAUUUGCGCUUGAAAAAAAACCCAUUGAACAGCCUCUAAUGGACAGGCUACUUUGAUUCAGAUAUAUCUGGCUGCCCAAAGGGGCAGACAGAUGGGGGUGAGUCUGAAAAAGAAACAUCAGACAUGACCAAGUGGUCACAUUUUUCCAGAGAAUUGAAUAAUUGGAGAGCAGAGAAACCUUGUGUGCUCAGUCAAAGUUUAGUUUAGCAAUGUAUGGAGAGCAAAGGAGCGACGAGAGGAGCUCAAACUGCCAUUUUUCUAAAAACACAGACGGAUGAAGGAGAGGUGAAGGCAGAAACAAGAACAAUUUCUCAUCUCCCGUAAUUUUGGUAGAGCACUUUUUACACGCAGUUGAGAGCCAUUGACACAGAGUGCUGAUUACAGAACGGCCUGGUGUUGUUGUGCAGCUGAUAAAAGACACUGACAAAGAGUAAGACAGUAGGACAAAGAAAAUGAUUCAGAUAAGUGCCUUGUGAACAUUUCCACAAUACCAAGACCAAUUCUCUUUCUCUCUGAAUUUGUGUACUGUACAUGCAUUAAGUAUGGUGCUAGCAUCGGGGAAAAAAAACUCCACAAAAAAAGAUCAGUGUCCUUGGAAAAUCUUUGAAUUUAUAGCCAUUAUUAAAUUGGAUGUUUUACUGUGGGUCAGCGUUUCCCUAUGUUAUCAAGCAAUCUCAUACUUUGUCUGAAUCACGUUUGAUAGUCCGACGGGAGAUUCAAACAGUUUGGAUCCCUAAUCCAGGGGGUUCCACCACUGGAGACGUUCACUCUGAGCAAAUAAAGGAAUGAAGUAUGACGCUGAACCUGCACGUGGCUAUGUGGCAGCAGCAAAAGCGUAUAUACAGGCCAUUCAACACAACCAAACAGUUGCAAGGACCAAAAACUGAAUAAAAAAAGAAGAAGAAGAUUUUUCCAGGACACAGACGUAUGUGUUUAAACAAGGAAGAAACGAAAAAGGUUCAUGUGAUGUUUUUUUCCUUGACAUUACUCACAAACAGAGCACAUCUGAAUUUGGACCCUCUGGGGCCUACGUACCCCCGUAUUCCCCCUGAUACAGUUGUGAUGGCUUUCUCAUGUUCACGAAGCGAUGAAACGUCUGAGUCACAAGGGGGUGGACAUGAAAACACUUCUGUGUCCCAGUGUUAAGGACAUCCAUCGAUUGUCUGACUAACUGUCUGACUGACAGGUGGACCGUCUGUUAUUUGUAUCUGUGUUGUUCUUAAAGAAAAAGUGAAUGAUUUGUCAAUGUGUGUGUUUUAUAAUAUGGUAUCUUUUUAAAUUUUGAGUUCAAUGGAACCACGUAGAAACUGUAUAUGAAAGUAGGAUAUUGAAAAUAGGUAUAAGGAGAUAUUUAAGACUAAAGAAGACACAGGUACAGAAAAGCCCGUUGAUUUACACUUUUAAAAGUAUUUCUUUAUGGCUUGAAUUAUUGGAACAAAGUAGUGAAAUUAGACGGGAAAUACUUCCUUGGAACUACAACGAUUGUUUAAAAAUGUGGCUGACUUGAAUCGAUCCAGCCCUGCGUCCAGAAACUUUAAAGCAACAACUAUAAAUAUAUUAAAAGAAAUCAAACUGAAGAAAGAAAAGGAUCACGACCAAAUUAAAAGGCAUAGAUCUCUGCCUGGUUCCAUUUCUUUUUGUAUGGAUAGCAACACUUCAAAUUUGUUAAUAUUAUUAUCUAUGGUGCUUGAGAUGCUUAUGAUCUAAAUGUUUGUACAAAUAUAAAUAUAUGAAAGCGCCUGUUUCCCUCUGACAUGCAGAACAAUAUCCUUUUGAAUGCUUCUUCUACAUCGCUGUCUGUUGUUGUCAACGUCCACCGCCCUCUCCUCCGAACGCCCUGCGCCCGGUGAGCAGAGAGCAUUCUGGGAGAUCCUGUUAGUCGUCUGAGAGGUAAAAGACGGAAGCGACUUCACAGGAGAGGACAUGCUGGGUUAUUGGUGUGAUGUGUCAGAAACUUCAAAAUGCUAAAUGUAUCACUAACCUAACACACUCAGUUUUUAUUUUAGUUUUUCCACCGGACUGACACAAAAACCAGAAAUGUCUUUGAAUGUCUAAGGUUUUGAUCUCCUCAUGCCUGUAUGAAGAUGUAACAGUAACUGAUUUCAUGUGGUGCUCACCUGCAAGUGUGUGAAGUUCUCCUGUGACAUCUUGUUUCCUUUUUCUUUCCUUUUUUUUUUACCUCCCAGUUCACUGUAGAAGUCAUUGAUGAAGUUUCUUUUUAAUAUUUAUUUGAGUGCAGGAGAGCAGAGUCGCCUUUUAAUGUCCUUAUUUAUUUACACCUUAUGAUCUUAAGAAGUUACUAUGCAUUUAAGAAAAAGAAAAAUACCUGUACAUACAUUGCUGAGCCCAUGUCAUAUAUAAAUAUAUAUACUGUACACAUAACAUAUAUGCGCUCAUCUUUAUUUUAGAUAUUUUCUGUUGAAUUAAUUUGCUCCUGCUGUUCCAGUUGGGGAUUUUAUGGGUUUGGGUUUCCUAAAGUUUCCACAUCCAGGGCAGGUAUGUGGUUGCAGCACAACAAGAAUAUCAGUUGUUUAAAUAUCGAACUGACUUAAAAAUGAUGAAUUAUUAUCUUUUUUAUUUCUUUAUUUUUUUUUAACAUAAAACAGUUUUAGCAUGAAAACAGCUGUGUUGUUUUAAAUGAAAUGCCAGUUCAUUCUACAGUAUUAACUAAAGCCUUGUGUCAUUAGCAGUGGAUGUUUUGGGAACCCCAACCUCUGGAUGAGCUCAAUGGCUUGUACCUGUUUCCCGUUUUGAAGUGCUAAGUGUGAGGGUUUUGUCCUUGAUGUGUCACUGCCACAUGUUCUGUGAUAGCGUUUUAUAAUUCCAGCAAUAACUCUGCAAAAACACCUCAGAGGCAACCAUAAUAAAAUGGGGAAAAAAAUGUGCUGUUGCAUAUUUUGCAGGAACGUUCAAGAAUUAUAAUGUGUUAUCUGGAAAUCUGACACAGAGCAUCUUAAAAGAAAUAUUGUGUGUUAAAGUUUUGGUCAGACCACAUUUUCCUUAAACAGAUUGUAUCAAUAGUUGUAUGGGACAACCUUGACUCUGAUCAAAUUGUGUAUGUGCGGCCGUCUCCCAGUUUUAUGACUCAUGAUCAGUGCAUGUUAGUGAGGAGAUUGUCGCUGGGUGUAAGUCGCCUCCACGACUCAAGAUUGCGAUCACACUGUCCCAUGGAGAUUGACUGUUUAUGAAAAAUGUGGUCUGACAAGUAUUGAUGGCAAAGCAAGAUGGAGGGAAUGUAAAUAAAGGAAUGUAUUGAAAGAG
Messenger RNA from Scophthalmus maximus (turbot), 11829 nucleotides. It is a transcript of the gene kif26ba, whose product is annotated as kinesin family member 26Ba. NCBI's taxonomy places the organism in Eukaryota, Metazoa, Chordata, Actinopteri, Pleuronectiformes, Scophthalmidae. Gene Ontology annotation, molecular function: ATP binding; microtubule binding; microtubule motor activity. The record is from RefSeq and is a predicted model, not a curated record. Bases 1257 to 8270 code for a protein of 2337 amino acids. The transcript is spliced from 28 exons. Gene Ontology annotation, biological process: microtubule-based movement.